AUUGCGCGUGGUGGUCAUGGCGGCCAGCGGGGCUGUGGAACCAGGGCCCCCGGGGGCUGCCGUCGCCCCGUCGCCCGCCCCGGCCCCGCCGCCUGCCCCUGAUCACCUGUUCCGGCCCAUCAGCGCCGAGGACGAGGAGCAGCAGCCCACCGAGAUCGAGUCGCUAUGCAUGAACUGUUACUGCAAUGGCAUGACGCGCCUCCUGCUCACCAAGAUUCCCUUCUUCAGAGAAAUAAUAGUGAGCUCCUUUUCCUGCGAGCACUGUGGCUGGAACAACACGGAGAUCCAGUCGGCAGGCAGGAUCCAGGACCAGGGAGUGCGCUACACUUUGUCUGUCAGGGCUCUGGAGGACAUGAACAGAGAAGUGGUGAAGACUGACUCUGCUGCCACAAGGAUUCCUGAGCUAGAUUUUGAAAUUCCUGCCUUUAGCCAGAAAGGAGCUCUGACCACUGUUGAAGGAUUGAUCACCCGUGCUAUCUCUGGCCUGGAGCAGGACCAGCCUGCACGAAGGGCAAACAAAGAUGCUACAGCUGAAAGAAUUGAUGAGUUCAUUGUCAAACUGAAGGAGCUAAAGCAAGUAGCCUCCCCUUUCACUCUGAUCAUUGAUGAUCCCUCAGGGAACAGUUUUGUGGAAAACCCACAUGCUCCUCAGAAAGAUGAUGCCCUGGUGAUCACACACUACAACCGGACCCGACAGCAGGAAGAGAUGCUGGGGCUCCAAGAAGAAGCACCAGCAGAGAAGCCAGAAGAGGAAGAUCUCAGAAAUGAAGUGCUCCAGUUCAACACAAACUGCCCAGAAUGCAAUGCCCCGGCUCAGACCAACAUGAAGCUAGUACAAAUCCCUCACUUUAAGGAGGUUAUCAUCAUGGCUACCAACUGCGAGAACUGUGGGCAUCGGACCAAUGAGGUGAAAUCUGGAGGAGCAGUAGAACCCUUGGGCACCAGGAUCACCCUCCACAUCACAGAUGCCUCAGAUAUGACCAGAGACCUCCUCAAGUCUGAGACUUGCAGUGUGGAAAUCCCAGAGCUAGAAUUUGAACUGGGAAUGGCCGUCCUCGGGGGCAAGUUCACCACACUGGAAGGGCUGCUGAAAGACAUCCGGGAACUGGUGACCAAAAAUCCUUUCACACUGGGCGACAGUUCCAAUCCUGGACAGACGGAGGGACUACAGGAGUUUAGCCAGAAGAUGGACCAGAUCAUCGAAGGUAACAUGAAGGCCCACUUUAUUAUGGAUGAUCCAGCAGGAAACAGUUACUUGCAGAAUGUGUAUGCGCCUGAAGAUGAUCCUGAGAUGAAGGUGGAGCGUUACAAGCGCACCUUUGACCAAAAUGAGGAGCUAGGGCUCAAUGACAUGAAGACAGAGGGCUAUGAGGCAGGCCUGGCUCCGCAACGGUAGCAGUGGGUGGCUCAAGGGCCAGCCUCCAGCGCUGCUCUUUCUGUAGGUUAUUUAUUGGUAUUGGAAGAAGGCGAAGGCUGGGAGUGUCUUUCCCACCAGCCCUUGCCCAUGGUGGGGAGGACAUCUGGUCUGAGUCAGAGAUCUGUGCACACUUUCUAAACAGCUUGUGAUGCAAGUGUGAGCCUAUUGUGUUACUUGACCUUAUUUUGGAAUUUUUGAAUUGGCCUAGGAGGAAACCCAGAAAUGAACCAGGGGUAUGUCAUUAUCACUUUUUUCAUAUCAAGUCCUUACCCUCCUUCCACAUAAUGCUCUGUCCUCUAAGGUUGGAACUCUGAAGUUGGAGAAGGUGGAAUAAAGUUACACCUGGA
Pan troglodytes (chimpanzee) is the source of this 1764-nucleotide messenger RNA. RefSeq names its product ZPR1 zinc finger (gene ZPR1). Gene Ontology annotation, biological process: positive regulation of protein import into nucleus; positive regulation of gene expression; axon development. Gene Ontology annotation, cellular component: Cajal body; axon; nucleus. Lineage: Eukaryota; Metazoa; Chordata; Mammalia; Primates; Hominidae. Gene Ontology annotation, molecular function: translation initiation factor binding; zinc ion binding. The record is from RefSeq and is marked provisional.